Messenger RNA from Drosophila sulfurigaster albostrigata, 639 nucleotides. Its product is annotated as ras-related protein Rab-7a-like. Gene Ontology annotation, cellular component: phagocytic vesicle; late endosome; lysosome. Lineage: Eukaryota; Metazoa; Arthropoda; Insecta; Diptera; Drosophilidae. Bases 16 to 552 code for a protein of 178 amino acids. The record is from RefSeq and is a predicted model, not a curated record. The transcript has 3 exons. Gene Ontology annotation, biological process: phagosome-lysosome fusion. Gene Ontology annotation, molecular function: GTPase activity; GTP binding.
GACUAACUAAUAGACAUGUCACGACCCAUUGAACGGAUGCUGAAUAUCGUGCUCUUGGGGGACGAUUCCGUUGGAAAAACUUCUCUGAUAUAUCGAUAUAUCAACGAAGAAAAUUCUGGUAAAUGCGAAACAUGGAAUGGAACGGAUCUAUUUACAAAGGAAGUGAUUCUAAAUGACAGUUUGGUUUCCCUGAAGAUUUGGGAAUGGGGGCAUGAAGAAUUUAUAAAUACGAGCACGGCAUCCUCUAGAAGAAUCGAUUGCUGCAUUUUCGUCUUUGAUGUUACGAGUCGAAAAUCAUUCGAAAGUCUUAAUUCGUGGCGGGAGAAAUUUUUUUUUGCGGCAAAUGAAAACAACUCUAACGAAUUCCCAGUUGCUGUUGUGGGUACUAAAAUUGACUUGGAAAAUGAACGAAAAGUGUCAAAACAAGAGGCUCAAGAUUGGUGUAAAUCGUUCUCAAUUCCCUACUUUGAGUGCUCCUCGAAGGAUGACAUAAAUGUGCAACAGGUGUUUGAAGCGAUGACAGCCAAACUUGUAGACACCCAUAAGUUAUAAUUUGAAAUGUAUUCCAAAUUCCUUUGCAUUCAUUUUUAAUAAUAAAUAAUAAUAUGGAUUUCUUUAUUUAUCUGAUAUUACUUAGUA